AUGUGACAAGGACCAGAAAUAUCACACCUAGAACACAGUUUACAAAAUAAUCGAGAGGAAUCGAGGACUAACUCUUUUGCAACGGCGACAAGUGCAGGCGACCCACUUGAUCCUGCUGGUCUGGCACGGCUGACAGUGCUGGCUGAGGGAGUGCUAUUCGUGGAAGCAGAGGAUGCCAAAUGGCCAUUAGGAGUGGCCGAAUUCGGACCUAAAGAUGUAUGCUGUUGCCCAGAUGUGGUGGAUGCAGAAGAGACAUUUGAGGAAACACCCGUCAUGACGCGAUUUGAGGCAGAACUAGUCCUGGAUGAGGAAGCAAUGACAUUCGCGAUUGUGGAAGUGGAAAUAGCUGCAGAUGAUAAAGACAAUGAGGAUGAAGAAGCAGAUAUAGACACCGAUUGGCUGGCACCCGUAGAAUUGGAUAAAUGCGCGGAGCUAGGAGUGAAUCCUGUGGAGGAAGGCGAGACUCGUGAGACGACUGGUUGA
Messenger RNA from Protopolystoma xenopodis, 483 nucleotides. The record is from the annotation of a GenBank genome assembly. NCBI's taxonomy places the organism in Eukaryota, Metazoa, Platyhelminthes, Monogenea, Polystomatidea, Polystomatidae.